Molecule: messenger RNA, 1341 nt
Organism: Fusarium coffeatum
Lineage: Eukaryota; Fungi; Ascomycota; Sordariomycetes; Hypocreales; Nectriaceae
Exons: 2
Coding region: 1-1341 (446 amino acids)
Biological process (GO): mitotic spindle organization
Cellular component (GO): protein phosphatase type 2A complex; nucleus; cytoplasm
Molecular function (GO): protein tyrosine phosphatase activator activity; peptidyl-prolyl cis-trans isomerase activity
Source: RefSeq, a predicted model, not a curated record
AUGACGUCCACUGCCCCUCCAAAGCUUAAUGCGCUUGAGGUUCUGGACCUGAGCUCCCCGCCAGCCUUUACCAAACCCUCGAAGCGCAUCAACGAAGGCCCCGACGUCGCUCGUUUCCUCACAAGCUUAGCCUACCGAGACAUUGGCGUCUUCAUUCUCCAGCUCAACCGAUCCUUAUGUCCUCGUAACCAAUCCUCGUCGCCCCUCCCCCGCACCUUCCCCCUCAACUCGAAGCCGCCGACAACACCAUCCGUUCAGACGUUACAAGCUCUUUUGGAAAAGAUUGGAAGCUUCAUCGACGAAGCGCCACCUGAUCCUGGUCCUCGCAGAUUCGGCAACGUUAGUUUCCGCAAGUGGUAUGCUAUUUUCGAAGAGCGCUUGGAUGCGCUGCUUGGGGAGGGGCUUCUAGGGGAAACACUUAAAGUUGGCGAUGGCAAGGCGAAGGAGGAAGUCUCAAGCUAUCUUCUUGGCGGGUUCGGAAGUGUACAGCGAUUGGACUAUGGAACUGGACAUGAGCUGAGCUUCGUUGCUUUUCUCGGUUGUCUAUGGAAGCUGGGCUUCUUCAAAGACGGUGAACAAGGUGGUGAGAUUGAGCGCGAGAUUGUCCUCAAAGUUAUUGAGCCAUACCUCAACGUCGCAAGGAAACUCAUCUUGACGUAUACCCUUGAACCUGCUGGUUCCCACGGCGUCUGGGGCCUCGACGACCACUCCUUCAUGCCCUACAUUUUCGGCUCAGCGCAGCUUACACGACCGAUCAACGAGAACGAACCGAUGCCUUUGGAGGGAUCAGUGAAAGGUGCUCCCAAGCCCAGCGACGUUACCAAAGCUGCCGUGGUUGAGGAUCAGCGCCAAGUAAACAUGUACUUUUCCGCUAUUGGCUUCAUCAACGACGUGAAGAAGGGUCCUUUCUGGGAGCACAGUCCGAUCCUUUUCGAUAUCUCAGGCAUUCGUGACGGUUGGGGAAAGAUUAACAAGGGGAUGAUCAAGAUGUUCAACGCUGAAGUCUUGUCUAAAUUCCCUGUUGUCCAACACUUCCCAUUCGGAUCGCUCUUCUCCUGGGACAUCGAUCCAGAUGCUACAACACCGACCCAGAGUGUUCACAUGGCAAACCAGCCGGCAACCAUGGCACCUCCAGCACAAUCAGGGGCUGGAACAGCCGCUCCUUGGGCUCAAGCUACAAGAAUGCCCCCAUCAUCCGGUCCUGGCAUUCCCUAUUCUCGUAUGCCCCUACCAGCAUCCAACACAGGGUCACUUGCACGACCACCUAGAGGCGGACCCGACUCAGGAUCCACGAGCGCACAAAUCACUGUCACCAAGGCGCCGUGGGCCAGGGACUCGUGA